UGUAGAUCUGUGUUAUACUGUAACAAAAUGACAAUUCUAAAAAUAAGGAUUUCCUUUUUGUUGAAAUUUGACAAUUUUCUUUUUCCUCGUGUGUUGAACGUGUGAAGACGUAUUAAAAUUAAUAUAAAAUGUCGUCAAAGGUUUCCCGUGACACCUUAUAUGAAGCGGUUAACGCAGUUUUAGAUUUUUCAGCAAAAAAGAAACGUGGAUUUUUGGAGACAGUUGAACUACAAAUUGGAUUAAAGAAUUAUGAUCCACAAAAGGAUAAACGUUUUUCUGGAACUGUUAAACUAAAGCAUAUUCCUAGACCAAAAAUGAAAGUUUGUGUUUUGGGUGAUCAACAACAUUGCGAUGAAGCUAAAGCGAAUGAUGUUCCUUGCAUGGAUGCCGAAGCUUUGAAAAAAUUGAAUAAAAACAAAAAACUUGUUAAAAAGUUGGCUAAAUCAUAUGAUGCAUUUUUAGCUUCUGAAUCAUUGAUUAAACAGAUUCCAAGAUUAUUGGGGCCAGGAUUAAAUAAAGCUGGAAAGUUUCCAGGUCUUUUAUCCCAUCAAGAAUCUAUGGUUGCUAAAAUUGAUGAAGUUAAAGCAACAAUAAAAUUCCAAAUGAAAAAAGUUUUGUGCUUGUCCGUGGCUGUUGGUCAUAUUACAAUGAAACCUGACGAAUUAGUUCAAAAUAUUCAUUUAUCAAUCAACUUUUUAGUUUCAUUGUUGAAAAAGCAUUGGCAAAAUGUUCGUUCAUUGCAUAUUAAAUCAACAAUGGGUCCACCACAACGACUUUAUUAGAGACAGAUCUGUAUUUGUGAACUUAUAAUUCAAUAAAAAUUGAAUAUCCAAUAAA
Messenger RNA from Condylostylus longicornis, 837 nucleotides. RefSeq names its product 60S ribosomal protein L10a-2 (gene RpL10Ab). Gene Ontology annotation, molecular function: RNA binding; structural constituent of ribosome. Gene Ontology annotation, biological process: translation. Gene Ontology annotation, cellular component: large ribosomal subunit. The transcript has 3 exons. Bases 129 to 782 code for a protein of 217 amino acids. The record is from RefSeq and is a predicted model, not a curated record. Lineage: Eukaryota; Metazoa; Arthropoda; Insecta; Diptera; Dolichopodidae.